GAGUCACCAGCUGUGAUUGGCUGGCUGCUUCGAGCAGACUCAGGAAUCCCGGGAAAAAGGAUCUGACCCGAGAGACAACAAAGACCUCCUGCGUUAUCACUCUUCUCCAUGAACAAAUGGACUACGUACCAGCUUUCAGAGGGAAAGGGUCCAAUGACCUCCUCCUUAAAGCUCCUCCUGAGGCGGAGGCCUUUGGCUGCCAGCAGGAAGGAUUCGGAUCCCAGCGGCCAAAGAACCCAGCAGGCACCAUGCAGGACGCCAGGAACCGGGUCGUUGAUGCUGGGGGGGACUGCACGGACACCAAACUGGUUCUCAGCCAGCAUGAGAUCCAGUUCGGGAUGUACAGAGGGCAGACCUUCCACUGGCUGCUCAGCAACAACGUCAGCUACCUGAUCAUGAUCUUGGCAGCUCAUCAACAGGCGCGUGAGUCGGGGGACCUCGACACCAGCGCCCUGAUGGAGAACAAGGACGCUCUGUCCCGGUACGCCGCGCUGUUCCCCUGCGUGACGUCUGCGGUCCAGCAGAGGAGGGUGUCUGACCUCUCCUCCUCUGAGGGAGCGCUGGAUAGUAGGCGGGUGGGUUUCGGGGAGCAUGCCGGACUCUCGUACCGGGAGUUUUACGAGUCGGCAGAUCCUUCAGUGGAGAGCUACAAGAUGUGGCUCAAGAGAGCCCGCGUGCAGUCCACGGGCUCGAGCAUGGACCGCCUGAAGAGGUACGUGCUGGGGAGGGACCGCAAAGCAGCCUCCUCACCUUCAGCGCCUCCAACCUCCUCCCCCGUAGCUUCCAUGUCUUCCUCGGGACCUUCACAGGUUCUCGGAGAUUCCUUCAUUGAGGACGAAACGAAGCCGACGGCUUCUGAACUCGAGCUUUACCUUUCUUCAGCUCCAGAUGAACCAGUGGCUUUUGCUUCACCUGAUACUUCCCCGGUCCAGAGAAGACGACCUGCUGCGACAGCACCUGGCGUUCUCCCAGCUGAUGUUCCUCUCCCAGAGAGCUGGAGGAGGACACUCCCCAGGGUGCAGCACGGGUGGGUGUGCCACGCUCUGUUCACCAUUGAACCGAGUGGGCACCCCGCCCUAAACACAGAGCUGCAGACCUGGUACUACCCUCCUGGCCCCAAACGGCUGUACUACCAGCCACCGGCCUCACUUGACGACUUCUUCCAGCGGCCGUUCUUCCUCUGGGUACCGUACAGGAUGUGGAAGUGCAUCAUCAGCUGUCCAGACUGUGGUCAUAGAAUGACCGCGUGUGGGUUGUACAAGACCGUUCGCAAGGUCCUGGACACCGACGGGUGGUAUUUUAUGGGCACCGAGUACCUGGAGUGUUGCGGCUGUGGGAAGAAGUUGGCCUCCUGGUCGAGACGCAUUGUGGCCCAGCUGGGUUUUGAGUACAGGAGCAUUUUCCCAGCAGUGCUCACAUACAGGCUGUCGUGUGACAAGAAGGUCCUGAUGCAGAUGAGGGGACGGUCGCUCGGCAACAACGUCGACCGUCUGCGCUCCGACUUGGUGGAGCAGCACACGGCGACCUGGGCCAACAGUUGCAUCCGCUUCAUGUCCAUUUACAAGAAGUUCAUGUUGCCGGGUGUGUCUGUUCCUCCUCCUCCAGCCCUCCCUGAGAUGGAGCCGGUCCCCACCAGGCAGUGCAUCCUCUCGGCCUUCAUCGCGGACAGCUUCACCCGCCUGGAGGAGAUGAGAGCCAAGGUGACCUCGGUCUUUGGCUCCAUCCUGAAAAUGGACUCCACCAAGCAGAUCCACAGGAAGCUGCCUGGCCACGCAGCAGGGACGGCCCAGUGGGUGACCAAUGUGGGCAACGAGCACGGGCAGGUGCUCAUGUCGGUCCUCACCGCAGCCGAGGGCUACGGGCUGCAGCAGAUGACCUCUGGGCUCGUCAGGCGGUACCAGCAGGCCGGGGUGGAGCCACCUCUGGUCCUCUACGUGGAAAAGGACUGCUGCUCCAUCACUGGGGGUUCAGCUGCUGCCCCUCUAUUCCCUGAAUGGACCCAGCUAGUAGUCAGACUGGACAUCUGGCACUUCAUGAGGAGGCUGGCGGUGAUGGUCACCACCGAGAGCCACCCCCUCUAUGGCGUCUUCAUGCGUCGCCUGGCAGCCUCCAUCUUCGUCUGGGACCAGGAGGACAUGGCCUUGCUGAAGAGAGCCAUGGAGGCAGAGGGACCCGGGGCCUGGAGCAGGGUCUCCCUCAAAGAGAUGGCUCGGCACUGUCGCCGCCGCACACGUGGGGCACAGGAGACCGAGCGUCUCAUUGAGGAGACCCUGGACCACUUUAAGUCGGCCAGCGAUGGCAUGGCCAUCCUGCUACUGGACCAGGAAAGGGUGGAGGGCAUCUGGAGCACCCAGCGGCGCCACCUGCCGUGCCUCCAGGAUCCACCGGGGCUGCAGCUGUACACCAGGACGGGCCAGCUGACCCGGGGAGGAGUCAGUCUGCCGGUGUACCGCUGUUCCCGCGGCUUCACCUCGUUAAAGUCGUUCCACCUCCACCUCAACAGGUCCAUCCCUGGCACCAGUGGCAGUCCCAUGAACUUCCAGCUGUACCUGCUGGAGGGCCUGACGAGGUGGAACGAGGACCACGAGUGUCCCUCGGUGAAGAGGGGGGACAUCCAGCUACCGCGCAGUUACAGCAGCAAGGACCUGGACACGGUGAACCAGCUGGCCCAGCUCCUGUACGGGCGGAAGCUGGUUGAAGGCUACACGCGGAUUCGGGAGCACACAGGGGAGUUGAUAGGGGUCAACUAUCUGUUCUCCCAGACCGGCCGGGUGCUGCAGGAGCUGCCGGACAACCCCGACGUCCCAGAGGAGGAGACGGAGGAGGAGGAGGAGGAGGACUUCAGGGACCAGGUAGAAAGGGUUGAUGAGGGCUUUCGGGAAUUCAUGUUUGAUACAGAUUUCCUGUCGGACAUCUCACAGCCUGGGAAGUCCGAGCUGGCUGAACUCGAGGAGUGUGUGGACGCCGAUGGCUCCCCGGGGUACCAGCAUGUCCUGAACCUGGCCGAGUGUCUGGUGGCACUGCGGGUGGCGGGUCGGGUCACGGUGGGGUGUGAGGCGAAGAUCUUGGCCUUGUGGGAGAAACUCCCCGAGGGAGACAAGGUUGUCCACAGUUGCGGCAGCGGUACUUUCAUGAGGCCCGAUGCCAGCAGGCUGGUGGAGGCCGUCUGCAUCCUGCUGUGUCGGCUGCAUUCUCAGAGCCGCUCUCUCGCUGGAGCUCGGAUCAGCCGCUGGUCGAUGAUAGUCAGGAGCUACUACAUCAUCAGAGACAGCGUGCUGGUAAAUCCGACCCUCCGAGACAAGCUGCGUCUCUUUGAGAUCAACCACAAGACGCUCAUCCAGUGGUUCAACUUGAGGAAGGGAGGUUACGGCCUCCAGGCUGAGGGGUCAUCCACCAGCGCUCCUCGGGUCGCACCAGACCCAUUGCCUCCUGCCAGAGAGAUUCCACAACGGCCCCCCCUAGACCAGCACCUUCCAGGCGUCUCUGACCAGACGGGACCCUCCAAGGCCUCGGACCUUCCAGCAGCUGCUGGACCUGACGCCGACAAUGCUGCUCCUCCACCAUGUCUCGCCGACGGGCCUCCUCCACCUCCUCUUGGUCCAAAGACGACGCUGUGGAAUAGGAAGCAGCUGGAAAGGAGGAGGCAGGAGGCAGAGAGACGAGGGAUUUGGUUGCCUCUCAAAGUGACCGUCCUCUCCAGGGGACUGAGGAACCGGACUCCAACCCACCAGGACGAGACCUCUUCCCCUCCCUGUCUGGAGGAGUUUAAUAAGUCCCCCAGCGGAGACGAGACCUGGUCCCCGCCCCCCCCGCCUGGAGGAGUUUUAUAAGUCCCCCAGCCAGGACUAGACCUGUUUCCCCUCCCCAUCUGGAGGAGUUUAAUAAGUCCCCCAGCCAGGACUAGACCUGGUCCCUCCCCGGCUGGAGUCCCCCACCUCUCAGAUGAAUCUUUUCAGACCUAUGAACACUUUCCAUACAUGGGGCUGUUUUUCACAACAUUAAGAGCCUAAUUAGCCUGAGUGUGUGUGUAUUGUGUAUAAUAAAUAUUUGACACUGAAA
Molecule: messenger RNA, 4059 nt
Organism: Cyclopterus lumpus (lumpfish)
Lineage: Eukaryota; Metazoa; Chordata; Actinopteri; Perciformes; Cyclopteridae
Exons: 13
Coding region: 117-3830 (1237 amino acids)
Biological process (GO): regulation of DNA-templated transcription
Molecular function (GO): sequence-specific DNA binding
Source: RefSeq, a predicted model, not a curated record